Molecule: messenger RNA, 2478 nt
Organism: Cuscuta campestris
Lineage: Eukaryota; Viridiplantae; Streptophyta; Magnoliopsida; Solanales; Convolvulaceae
Source: the annotation of a GenBank genome assembly
GGAACUUAAAAUUUGAUUAAAUUUAUACGGAGUAUUAAAUAGGAGAGGGGAGUUACGAGACUUGGGCCACGUUUCGUCCGUUUCACCUCUGUUCGUCGUUCCUGUUCGCCGUCCGUCUGCCAGGGAGAGCCAGCAGCCGCAGUAACCGCCGGGAUACUCCGCCGCUGUAAUCGCCGGCGACGCCAGUGAUUCCGACCGACGUCUCCGCCUCGUCCCUCCGUCGCGCAGCAGGCCGGCGAAACAAGAGAGUUGCAGCGGCAGUUCUCCCUCCUUGGUCCAGCUUUGAAUUCGUCAAAUUUCGAGGUAGGAACACAAAUUUGGAUGGGCAACCCGAAGGGCAGUGAAGUGGUGGUGUGGCGUGGAUGGCUCUUGUUUACUUUAAUAAUUAAACUACAUUAUUUUAUUUGAUUAUAUGGACGGUUGAACGUUACUUUGGUUUUCUUAUGCUUCCGCGACGUUUGGAUUUAUUUAAUUAUUCUGGGAACUUUAUCACAAAAACAAAAUAUUUUUAGCUACCCAGUGGAAAGAAAUCCCAAUUUGGCAUCUUUUUCUUUGUGCUCCUUUUAUGUUGCUUUUGUCUUUCAUGGUCUUCGAUGGAAACUCCUUUUGUCCCCUCUCCCUCUCCCUUUCCGCAGAUAUACGUAUUUUAGCGGAAGUUUGUGAGUGCAAGAAGUCAAGAACAGCGAGAGCUUGCUUCAUCAGAAAGAAAAAGGGACGUGAGUCUAUAUUAUUGGAUGGAGGAGUUGCACCGAGCUUGAAUCACCCACUCACUCCCUAGUCUGCCUACAUGUGCUAGAUGUACAAAUGGGUUCGGAGCAGAAUAGAUUUGCUCCGCCGCUGUUACAGCAGCCGCUGCUAGAGCUGCCUCCUCCGCCGCUCCCUCGUCCGUCUGGGCACAAAAGAUGGGUUGGAUGUUGGAGUGGAUUGUCUUGUUUCGGCAAACAAAAAGGCGGAAAGCGUAUAGUACCUUCUUCUCGUAUCCAAGAGGCCAAUUCAUUGGCAAGUAGACCUCUAGUGGGGGUUGUGAAUAAUAAUAAUACUACUACUGGACUGGCGCCAUCACUUUUGGCCCCGCCUUCUUCGCCCGCGUUCUUUUCUAAUAAUAAUUCGGCACUUCCUUCAACAGCUCAGUCACCAAGGUGUUACUUAAGUGCCAACUCCCCUGAAGGUCCAUCGUCAACUAUGUUUGCUACGGGUCCAUAUGCCCAUGAGACUCAACUUGUAUCUCCUCCGGUGUUCUCUACGUUCACAACUGAGCCAUCUACUGCUCCUUUUACCCCUCCACCAGAAUUAGCUCAUCUGACUACACCAUCUUCUCCAGAUGUUCCUUAUGCUAGAUUCCUUUCCUCUGUGGGUAUUAAGUCCGCUGAGAAGACAAACAUCAUUACUACUAGUGAUCUUCAAUCAGCCUGCUCUUUAUUUCCAGAGAGCCCUGCUUAUAAUAAUAAUCUCAGAUCACCUGCUUCAAGGACCACUGGUGACUUCUUGCCAUCACCUUCCAGUGAACGAAAUUUGCCUUCUUCUGUUGCUCUACAAAAGCCACGAUCUGAUUCAGGCAGGCUCGAUGGACUGGAAACAGUGGGCACCUCUAAAACGCCACAUGAUUCAAAUUUCUUCUGCCCGGCUACAUUUGCUGAAUUCUAUGAUCAAUCAUUAUUUCCUCAUUCAGGAGGGAGGCUGAGUGUUUCUAAGGAGUCUGAUGCUUAUUCUAAUGCUGGAAAUGCGCAUCAAAGCAGGCAGAGUAAAAACUUCAAGCAAGAGGUGGACGAGAUUGAAGCUUACAGAGCAUCUUUUGGUUUCAGUGCUGAUGAAAUAAUCACUACUGCCCAGUAUGUGGAGAUUUCUGAUGUCACAGAUGAUUCAUUCCGUAUGAUGCCCUUUGCCUCUGAUAAUGGUCAAGGGCAGGAAAAUGUACAGAUUGUGUCAAACGAUAAGACACAAGCCAAUGAAAUCGACUCCACUUCACAAUGUUGUAAAUCAAGCUCCAAUGAUGCUGAUUUGCCGGACAGUCAUUUGAAAGAUAAUUGUUCAAAAACAUGUCCUAGUAAUGCCUCUAGAGCCAGUUCACAUGAGUAUCGCGUUGUGAGCGAAGAUGAGGAUAUCUUCUCUAAGAUGGGGAAUUCGAGACUUUGUAGGAAAUAUCCCCAUGGUUCAUCCAGUUCUGAUGCGGAGAUUGAGUACCGAAGGGGUAAAUGUCUGAGAGAAGGCAAAAGCUUUGCCGGAUGGCAAGAGUAAUUGCCGGAUACUUGCUGGUACUUCUGAUGCUUUAAUUCUUUAAACAUAUUGGGGUUGAGCUUUUAGUUUAACUUUUGCACUUGCUCAGUUUGGCGUUUGAUACUUUUAUCAGAUCACUUGGGGAAUGAAUCUACUUUGUCCCUUUAUUUGAAGUUUUUAAUUAUAUGACAGUUGUACGUAAUUGCAUAAUAUACUCAAUGAAUUGGAGUCUAGUGGAGCUCCUGUAAAGCUGUGCUCUGGUAU